Molecule: messenger RNA, 2252 nt
Organism: Anguilla anguilla (European eel)
Lineage: Eukaryota; Metazoa; Chordata; Actinopteri; Anguilliformes; Anguillidae
Gene: enox1
Product: ecto-NOX disulfide-thiol exchanger 1
Exons: 14
Coding region: 517-2211 (564 amino acids)
Biological process (GO): ultradian rhythm
Cellular component (GO): external side of plasma membrane; plasma membrane
Molecular function (GO): protein-disulfide reductase activity; RNA binding
Source: RefSeq, a predicted model, not a curated record
AUAUAUAAGGCAAUGUCGCGCAGCUUGCCGGGCGUGUUACGCACCUGGAAUGUCCCUGCAUAUUUCAGGAGGCCGUCGCCAGCCGCGGGGUCGUGCACGAUGAUCCGUGUCGCGCGCCUCAGUCGGUCAUAGACGACUGAAAUGAGAAGCGCCUAGCUACGGAGCGGAGGGACGUUAGACGGCAACAACGGUCUCGUUUUUUUCGAGUGAAGUGAAGGAAUACAUUUUAUAACUGACAGCAGUAUACGCGUGGUUCAUUUGGGAAAUUCCGAAAACGUCUACUUAUCGUGAAUAUAAAGGGCAACAGCUGUAUAAAACCAGUGGAAAUGCUCUUGGACCCCUGCGAGUGACCAGUAUAACCUCCGUGAGCCGUAGCGUAGCGCACCAGCAUCUGGGGUUCUGCAGGGUGAGAAUGACGCUGUUACUCCACAAGCAGCGGGAGGUUUAGGCAGAUUGGGUACGGAGCAGACCCACCUGGCAGUGCCCGUUGCUGACUCUGGAGCCUGGGUCCCGGCCAUGAACAGCCUGGGCAUGGUGCCCGUGGGCAUGAGUGGGCAUCCGCUGGUCUCAGAUUCCAUCUGCAUCCCAGGAUUCGACCCCAGCCUGGGAAUCAUCACUCCUAUAAGCGCCAUGAUGCCGGGGAUUAGCCUGGCCCCGCCCCCUCCCAUACCCCCAGAGCUCCCGCUUGUCAAGGAGAUCAUUCACUAUGAGAGCUGCACGCUGUUCCCUCAGAACCCCAAUCUUCCACCCCCGUCCACCAGGGAGAGGCCCCCAGGGUGCAAAACUGUGUUUGUGGGGGGGCUCCCCGAAAACGCCAGCGAGGAGAUCAUCCGGGAGGUGUUCGACCCGUGUGGUGACAUCAUCGCCGUCCGCAAGAGCAAGAAGAACUUCUGCCACAUCCGCUUCAGCGAGGAGUUCAUGGUGGACAAGGCCCUGUACCUGUCUGGCUACCGCAUGCGGAUCGGCUCCAGCGCGGAUAAGAAGGACUCGGGGCGCAUGCACGUGGACUUCGCGCAGGCGCGGGACGACCUGUACGAGUGGGAGUGCAGGCAGCGGCUGCUCGCCCGCGAAAACCGCCACCACCGCCAGGUCCAGGAGCAGCAGCUGCGGCCGCCGUCGCCUCCCCCCAUAAUGCACUACUCCGAGCAUGAGGCGGGGCUUCUGGCGGAAAGGAUGAAAGACGACGGCGAGUUCGGCGCGGCGUCGGCGGUGCUGCUCGCCUGGCUGGACCGCGGCGAGGUCAGCCGCCGCACCGCCAACCUCUUCUACUCCAUGAUCCAGGCGGCCAAUGGGCACGUGCGGCGGCUGCAGAGCGAGAGGGCGCGGCACGAGGAGGAGGCGGAGCUCGCCAAAGAGCGCUUCCGAAACGCCAUGCUGGCCAUCCUCACGCAGUUCGAGCAGAUAACGGCCGUUUUCAACGCCUCCGCCAAGCAAAAGGCAUGGGACCAUUUCUCAAAAGCACAGCGCAGGAACAUAGACAUGUGGCGAAAGCAGUGCGAGGAGCUGCGGAACGCUCACAGUGAGGAGAUCACGGGGAUACGCCGGGAGGAGGAGAUGGACAUGUCCGACGACGACUCUGAGGAAGGCAUCCGCAAGAGAACGCGCACGGACGACUCGGUGCUGGCGGUGCAGGCCUGUGCACUCAGGGAGGAGAACGGCAGCCUGCGCUGGCAGCUGGAGGCCUGCAGGAGUGAGGUGGAGCUGCUGAAGCAGGAGCAGGGGAGGGUCUGCCGGCCCGAGGAGAACCACAUCCAGGAGCCAUCUCUGCGCCUCCUGCAGCAGAGCCUGCAUAGCAUGCAGCAGCAACUGCAGAGGCUUCAGGAGGAGCUGAGGAGGAGAGAGCAGGAGCUGGAGCUUGCCCGGGAGGAGAGCAGGAGUCUGAAGGCCGAGCUCCUCGUGCUGAAGGAGAAGGGGCUGAACGGAUACACAGCGGUGCUCCGCGGUGGUAAAGAGCUGGCGGUGCCUCUGCAGUCAGAGAAGGAAGCAGUGCUGCUGGGGAUCAUAUCCACCUUCCUCCACGUCCACCCAUUUGGGGCCAACAUCGAGUACCUGUGGUCCUACAUCCAGAGGCUGGACGCCCAGGUGUCGGCGGGGGAGCUGGAGCGGCUGAUGGCCCGGCUGCCGCGCGUGUUCCGGCAGGAGCUGAGCGGCGUCGGCGCCACGCUGGAGAAGCGCUGGAAGUUCUGCGGCUUCCAGGGCCUGCAGUCCUGACCCCCCCACCCCUCGCCCCCCAGGGCCUGCAGUCCUGACCC